Molecule: messenger RNA, 2628 nt
Organism: Prorocentrum cordatum
Lineage: Eukaryota; Dinophyceae; Prorocentrales; Prorocentraceae
Source: the annotation of a GenBank genome assembly
AUGUGCACGGACGGAUCCAGGGAGCUGCUCAUGGCGGAGGAGGGAGUUCUGCCGGUGCUGGUCGAGCUGAUGCGCAGCAGCGUCCAGAGCUUACGGGAAGUGCCCGCAACCAUCAUCGGCAACCUCGCCUCGGACCACGCGAACCGCACGAGGCUCGCGGCGGCGGGGUGCGUGGCGCCGCUGAUCGAGCAGGUGCGGUCUGGCAGCGCCCAGGGCAAGAAGUGGGCCACGCUGGCGCUGAUGGCCCUGGCGGAGGGCAGCCACGGCAUCAAGACCCAGUUGGCAGAGGCGGGCGCGAUCCCGGCGCUGGUGGCGCUGGGGAAGUCCGGCGAGCCCCAGGCGGUUGUCCUGGCCUCCAAGGCGCUAGGCGCCCUCACCAGCGGGCACACUGGCAACCAGGAGCUCGUGCGGCGACACGAAGGCGCGGCGGCACUGGAGCGGCUGGCCCAGAUGGGCGGGCUGAAGAUCACCAGCCUCAGCGCAGAGCAAGCCGCUGGGCUGAGGGGGGCGACGGCGGGCUCCGACCCGGCCGCCGGCCAGGCCGGCAUCUGCACGCACAAUGACCGCCUCGGGAACCGAUGCUCCGGCCUCGAGCCCGUGGCGCCAUCAUCGGGCUCGGCCAUGGGCUCCUCUGCGAGGGGAGCCGCCGCCAUCGCGCUCGGCGCCGCUGCCGCGGCCUGCGCGCGGGCGGGCGCCGCCGCGGGGCAGGCUGCCGCGUUCGCGUGCCCUGGCGUGCAGCCAGUCCCCGACGGCCCGCUGCUGGCUAGGCGACCGCCCCGGCCUGAGGCCGCGGAGGCGGCCUGCGCCUCCGCGGGCGGCGGCGGCACGGCCGCCGCGGUCCUGACGUCCUCCGUGGCCGCGGGCCUGCUCGCCGCAGCGGCGGCCAGCGCCCAGCGCCGCCCUCGCAAGGCGGCGGUCGCGGCGCGGGCGGCCGAGGAGAGGCCGAUGGUCGCAGACCUCAAGGGCCCCGUGAACAUGGGGGAGGGCGCGGCGGAAGGCCUGCCUUGGUGGUGGGAGGCGUUCUGGAAGCUGCCUUUCACCGAGAGAGGCAAAGCUGGGGAGCCGCUGAACUUGGGAGACACACUGCACGUAACGAACAUCGAGCAGAUCUUCGGGGAUUACCCGUCGUACGACGGAGCUCCGUUGGCCGCGGGCGACCUGGCGGAGUCGGGUCUGACGGACGGUACGAUGUACUUGGGGUUGCAGAGGUACCAGGACAAGUUUGGCGACGUAUACAAAAUGUGCUUCGGCCCGAAGAGCUUCAUGGUCGUCUCUGACCCGCAGGUGUUGAAGCACAUCCUGUGCGAUUCCGUGUUCAAUUAUGACAAGGGCCUUCUUGGCGAGGUACUCGAGGACGUUAUGGGCAAGGGCCUCAUUCCAGCUGAUUUCGAGACGUGGAAGGUUCGACGGAGGGCCAUCGUCCCCGGCUUCCACAAGGCUUGGCUGAAUUAUCAGCUCGGCCAGUUCGGCGAGGCUGGUCGACUACUCACCAAGAGUCUUCACAAGUCGGCCGCGGCCGGUACCGCUGUCGACAUGGAGGAGCGGUUCGGAUCUGUGGCGUUGGACAUCAUCGGCAAGGCGGUGUUCAACUACGAGUUCGGCUCGACCGAAAAGGAAAGCCCAGUGGUGAAGGCGGCCAUCCAGUCGCUCCGCGAGGUCGAGCACCGUGCCCAGACGCCGUUCCAGUACUGGAAGCUCCCUCUUAUGGACGACGUGCUCGUCGAGCGCCAGCGCGAGUUCAAGGUCAAUAUGGAGCUCCUGAACGGAGCCCUGAACGAUUGCGUGCAGCAGGCGCUAUCGCAGCGCACCGAAGCAGACUUGGAGGAACUACAUGACUUGGAGAGGCGGGACUAUUCAAAGAUGGACAACCCUUCAUUAUUGCGUUUCUUGGUCGAUAUGAAGGGCGAGGAGACGUCAGGCAAGCAGCUCCGCGACGAUAUGAUCACAAUGCUGAUCGCCGGGCACGAGACGACUGCCUCUGCGCUCACGUGGGCGCUCUUCGAGCUGGCGCAGCAGCCAGAGCUCCUGGAGGAGGUGCAGAGCGAGAUCGACGGUGUGAUGGAGGGCAAGGAGUGCCCUGAUAUGGAGGACAUCAAAGCCAUGCCGCUUCUGCGCCUCUGCUUCGCAGAGUCGCUGCGCAUGUACCCCGAGCCGCCGUUGCUGAUACGCCGCGCCAUGGAGGAGGAUACGCUCCCUGGAGGGGCCACUGGCCAGGAGACCAAGAUAUUGCGCGGCAUGGACUUCUUCCUCUCCAUCUACAACAUGCAGAGGGAUGAGAAGUAUUGGCCGAACGCAAACACCUACGACCCAAAGCGAUGGCUCAAUCCGUACAAGAAUCCCGACAUUCCUGGGUGGAAGGGCUACGAUCCAACCAAGUGGGGGGGGCAGCUCUACCCGAACGAGAUUGCUUCUGAUUAUGCGUUCAUACCUUUCGGCUGUGGUCCUCGCAAGUGUGUCGGCGACAAUUUUGCAAUGUUGGAGGGAACUGUAACUUUGGGAAUGGUGUUGCGAGAUUUUACGUUCGAAUUUACAGCUCCAACCGCUGAACCUGCUCAAGUGGGGACCAGCACGGGCGCCACCAUCCACACGAAGAACGGUAUGUGGAUGAAGUUGAAGCCCAGGAGGUGA